AGCACGGAAGCUCAUGCAGACGCAUCCACUCAGGAGUGCCCUGGACAUUGGUGGCAGAUUGGCCUGCUCUGUGAGCAUCGCGAUGAUCAAGUGCGUCCGAAAGGCGUGUGCUUAUCUUUAACUCGUGCAGGUCGUCUUUUUUGGUGCCGGGCAAUGCUGGCCGGUCCGCUUUGUCUUCCAUGCCUUGCUCUCACCAACGCUUGGGGUGCGUGUAGACAUGAGUUCGUGAUGAGGCAGACAGCGUACUUAAGAUGCCCCCCCUCAACAGAUGCUCCUAGGUUUUGGAUGGUAUGCGCUAUUUUUAGAGCCAAGCGCGAGGGCGAGCACGGCAGAAUCCUACCCAUCCGAAAGAUCAGCUCGUGCCGAAACGGCUCGAGGAUCAUGUCAUGACGUACGUCCAGGUGAAGGCUCGCCCCAGCGCUCAGGAGUGCCGCUUUCCCCUCGGCGCUUCAGAGAGGUAUGCGUCGGUGCGGCAUUCCCACCACAGCAGUCCUUGCACCGCGCAGAUUCUGAAAUCAUGUGCGGUGCCUGUCACGAGGCAGCUUGCUCACUAUCUGACGAAGGCCAUCUGAACUCGCCAGCGAUCGGUUCAACUGUGUCAGUGAAUAGUACUCGUGCCCCACAGCCGUCACCAGAAACAGUUGCCCUUCCGGAGAAGUCAAGACAAAGCAAGCCUCACAGAAGUGCUGAUGCCCUCAGAGACCAUGAAUCAAUGGACAAGGAGGACAGCGACGUUGCGUCUGCCGCGCUCUAUUACCAGAGGAGCCCACCUCCUACAAGGACACGCAGCACCGAGAGCCUGAGUGCACUCCAUGAUCGCCGCCGAAGCACCAAAAUACAGUGCGCCUCGAUGAAGACUGUGCCACACUGCUGGACUUUCGAGAUCGACGAAAGCAGUACCUUUCCAGCAGAAAUGGGCAGCGAAGCGCACCUCAGCGCCACCGGAGCAGUGCCAUCAUCGGGUUCUGGUCGCCAAAGCAUCGAAAGCGAAAGGGACUGCGAGGACGACGACAGCGACAGCAGUGGAGAAUUGUUCAGGUGCGGCAUGGAUGGCUUCCCAAACUACCCGACUUCGUCGGCAGAUCCGUACACACAUGCGGGCGGCGUCAACAGCGUAGCUUGGCCGACCGUCGUCAAUGCCUCUACGCAUCGGCACGAAUGUGCGACGGGUAUGAACAGGGCCAGCUGGACGUCAGAUGCAAGUGGUGACGUCAACUUGUCUCGGAGGUCUCGCACUCUCUCGACAAUUUCAGAAAAGUCGAGCACAUUGGAGAGAGGCGGCAGCUCAGGCAGUCUCCAAAGCGGACGCGUUGUGCAGCGAUGGGUUGAACAGGAGGCAUGCUCAUCGAUCCACGAAGAGGCAAAUCUGUUCUGCCGCAGCCCCCUUCAGGCUCCCACUGCAGCGUCUGAAGGCUUCGAGGCCACCAUGCGGAAGAGUUAUCCGGGGAUGUGCGCCACGGAUGUCAUGGACGCACUCGAAUCAUCCCUGCCGCUCUCCUCUUUGCGGAUGACCGCGACAUCUAGUGGAGCAGAGCACCUCGAGCAGAACGGCUCGCAAGCCAUAUAUGUCGACUGCGCCGCGACCCAUCAAGGAAGGUGUGGUCAAAGUCCAAGCGCGAGCUCCGAGCAAAUAGCAACUCUGCAAGACCGGCUUGCACAACUCAAGCGACGUCAGGAGCGGGAAGAAGAGCAGCUCGACUCGCUUCUCAAGAGACGGAGUCAGGAAUUGUUUCGUUCGUCUUCAUCUUCUUCGAGCAGAAAUCAGGGCAUCCCAUACAUUCGUCCAGGCUUUGGCGCCUCGACGACAAGUCCUGCCUCUUCUCCAGGAAGGGCGGCAGUGCUUUUCACAGGCUCAAAUAUAGAAGAACAGUCUCCGCGACGAGCGCAGCAGAAGAGCAAUGCGGGUCUUGUGGAUCGGGGACAGACUCCCGACGAGGAGUCGCUCGAAGCGUUGCGUAGUCAUGGCUUUGCCGAUUGAGAGUGCCCGAUGGUCGCGCAGCUGGAGCCUGGGCUGGAAUGCUGCGCAAGUGUUGCAGCAGCAUCGCGUCUCGUCAUCCGACCUCGCUACCUGCAUAGAAAUGUGCCGCACGGCACGUCGGCUGGCUUGUCGAAGCGUACGGCCAGCGCUCGACUUCCAUGCCGCAAGGCUCGACUCAUCAAGUUGCGGAUGCACGUCGAAAGUUUUGCGUGACAGCGGUGGCUUGCACAUC
This is a messenger RNA of Ceraceosorus guamensis, 2210 nucleotides long. RefSeq lists its product as hypothetical. Bases 269 to 1978 code for a protein of 569 amino acids. The record is from RefSeq and is a predicted model, not a curated record. Lineage: Eukaryota; Fungi; Basidiomycota; Exobasidiomycetes; Ceraceosorales; Ceraceosoraceae. The transcript has a single exon.